This is a messenger RNA of Penicillium expansum, 519 nucleotides long. Its product is annotated as Phenolic acid decarboxylase, bacterial. The coding region runs from base 1 to 519 and encodes 172 amino acids. Lineage: Eukaryota; Fungi; Ascomycota; Eurotiomycetes; Eurotiales; Aspergillaceae. Gene Ontology annotation, molecular function: carboxy-lyase activity. The record is from RefSeq and is a predicted model, not a curated record. The transcript has a single exon.
AUGCCUAUCCACCCACCAUCUGCCACCUCAACCUUCGAAAAGGACCUCCAAAACCGCCACUUGAUAUAUGACUACGCAGCCCAAGAUGCGUCAGGCAAACCCGAAAAAUGGCGAUACGAAAUGUGGUUCGAAUCCUCAAGCCGAAUCAACUACGCCAUCCAUGGCGGACCAAUGGCGGGACGCAUAAAUUUUCAAACGGCAGAUUACCAAUGCAUCCGCGCAGGGGAGAUAUGGCAAUGUAACUGGCUGGAGGAGACGGGGACCAUUUGUUCGCUUGUGUAUGAUAUUCCGCGGAAGAAGAUCACUACCAUGCUUGGAUUCAGCAAGGGGCAUUGGGAGAAUGCGGAGGAUGCGCAUGGUGAUAAGCGAAAUUUGCGGGAUUUGGAGAGGUGGAGGGGCCUUGCGAAGAUUGGGAUUCAGACUGACAGGUUACUGUUGAAUGAGCAGGCGGAUAUUUUGGAGGAUUUUUGGGGAAAGGGCGAUUUAGUCCCGUGUGAUAUGAGCUUGCCAACUCUUUAG